CGCCAUUCCGAAUGCCCCUUCCCAGUUAAUGUCAACAGAGUCUCUGAAUGACUGUUGGCCUGGGACUGUCGAAGACGUGAGAGGCCUUAUUUCCCUACGGAUAGGCCCAAAAGCUUGCUCUAGGGGAGACAGUAGUUAUUGGAAUCCCCGAAACAGAAUACGAUUGGACUGUGAUUAUUUAGGAUGGACCAACUGGCACCGGGGACCAACAAGCCCUGCUGUGUGUGCGAUCGCAAUGUGAGGACCUGGAAUUGCGUCCAAUGCGCCAACGAUGCGUUUUGUGACGAGUGUUGGGUCAAGGAACGCCCCCAUAGAGCGGGAGCGGUGGGAAUCGACGGCCGGCCACAUGAGAAAGUUGACCCGGAGGUAGUGCAGCGGCUGACGCAAAUCUUUGGCCAUGACCGGAGCCUGGAAGAGCAGGAGGCCCUGCACGAGUCCGACAUUAACACUACCUGGUUUGGUGUCCUGAAGGGAUCAAACCAGCAGUUCCUCCACUACUCAAACCGCCUCAUCAACAUCAUGCGUGAGAGCCAGACCGGCGAUUUUGCCGAGAGAUUCCCGCACUUGGUGUCGUUUGUUGGCCAGACAGGUGCUGGCAAAAGUACGGUCAUCAAGAUGCUCAUCAACCGUGAGCAGGCUUGCACCAACACGCGGCCGCACCAUGCAGACAUAUUUUCCGCCCCUGUAACUGGCCUCGUCCACGACAACAUCCCGACCACAGGCGACGUCCACCUGUACUCUGACCCCUCGACAUAUUCGGGCCGCCGGCCAAUCCUCUACGCCGACUGCGAGGGCAUGAGUGGCGGCGAGAAGCUGCCCCGGGGCGUGGCGUGCAAGGAGAAGCUCGAGGCGGCCAAGGCCACCACGCGCGUGGCCAAGAGCAAGCUCCGGAAACCCCUGGAAUGGGCAAAUGGCGCCAAACCGCAGUCCAGAGAUUACGCCGUCAAGCGCCUGUACCCGAGGAUACUCUACACCUUCUCCGACGUCGUUGUCUUUGUCCUCCGCGAGGUCAGGACGUUUGAAACAGAAGUCCUUCAGAAGCUGGUCGAGUGGGCUUACUCGUCCAUCGACAAGUCAAUCAACCAGCCAAACCUGCCGCACAUCAUUAUUGCCUUGAACGCAACGGAGAACGCCAUUGAUGAGAAGCAAUGGGACCUGAAAGUUGCAACAGAGAAGCUGCUCGACGACUAUAAGGACUCGAUACAUCAGGUUCAAAAGCUCCAGAAUAUCGUGGCAAGCUUGAAGACGAUUGACAAGAAUAUCUCAUCGACCAAGGAGCUUCUGGAGUACUACUACUCGUCCAUAACAGUGGUCCGCAUCCCGACAAAGGGCCGCUACAUGCUGAUCGACGACCAGAUCGGAAAGCUCCAUGCCGUCAUCCGUCAGAAAUGUUCAACCUCAUUCGCCCACAAAAAGUCGGUCCGCAUGCUUCUCAACGCCGAGAGACUGCAGCAAUACGUUAACUCGGCCUACGAUCACUUCUCUCGCCGACUGGACGAGCCUUUUGACUUUGUGAAGGAAGCACUGCGGCACAACCCAAUGCCUCGCGAUUUCCGAGGUCACAUCCUGAACCUGAUGCUGUCCAUCUACAACGAUGUCGACAGCUUCAAGGACCGCCGGUGUGGAGAGAAGCUUCUGAAGCUUCUGAGUUGGCCGAUUGCCUCUUGCGUGAUGCUCGCUGCCGCCAGAGAGGACCUGCAAGGGUCUUAUAAAACACUGCUCUGGAACACCUUCUACAUGCCAAUCAAGGCAGCCUACGACGAAUUCUGCGAGCAAUGGCUCCGCUGCGGCUUUUCCCAAAACGGCAGCACGUGCUGCGUCGUCAAGAAUCUGCACAAGAAAGGCCACCAGGCGCGAUCCGGCAAGAUUUUCUCCAAGGGGUCCUACAGUCCAGAGUUCUCGUCCGACGUGUUCUUCGACGAUUGGAUGCUGGUCAUUAACGCUCACCUCGGCAUACUCAUCAGAAAGCUGAACGAGUUCGGCGCCGACGUGCAGGAGAGGGAGCUGGUGGCCAGGCUGCACCGUACCGAGAUCGAGACCUUCUACCGCAAGCUCGACUCGGUGGCAAAGGUCAAGAGCCACGCGACCUGCCUCUGCUGCGUGCGCAAAGUUCCCGAGCACGUGCUGCCCUGCGGUCACGUCCUCUGCGACGCCUGCGUCCAGUCCAUCGGCGACGAUGUCGGCGGCUGUGUGUUCGAGGUCCGGUAUUGUCCGCUGCAUCCCCAGUAUGCAAAGUGGUACGACAACCCGGUCAGGAUCAAGUUCAAGCCGAAGGACGCUGGCGUUCGCCUUCUCUGUCUCGACGGAGGAGGUAUCCGAGGCAUCGUUGAAUUGGUGAUUCUCAGAGCGAUUGAAAAAGAGCUCGGCGACUUGAUCCCAGUCCAGAACUUUUUCGACUUGAUAGUCGGGACGAGCACCGGAGGAAUCAUUGCUCUUGGCUUGGGUGUCAAGAACUGGCGGGUAUCGACAUGUAUCGCCCAUUUCAAGAAGCUUUGCAAGGACGCUUUCACGGCUCGGCCAUUGAAGCGGCUUGCCCUUGUCAGCCACAAGAGCUACUACAAGUCAACGCCCUUUGAGCUGGCUUUGAAGGCAGCAUUUGACGACCAGUCUCUCUUGUUUGGUGGCUCAUCCAGCGAGCUCAGGACCCCAGUCAAGGUAGCUGUGACGUCAACCGCUGCGACAGAGAACAGACCAGUCAUCUUGACGAAUUACAACUCUUCGGGAGUGAAACGUGAGAAGCUGCCAUACCAGUUCCUUCGGUCUCAGGACCCAGCCACGGAGCUUAAGCUCUGGGAAGCCGCUCGAGCGACAUCGGCUGCUCCCUUGUAUUUCAAGCCGUUCAUCAAAGCCGAGACUGGGGUCCCAUUCACAGACGGAGCCAUCCACCACAACUGUCCGGCAUGGGUUGCUCACUGCGAGCGGCAAGUUCUCUGGGAAGAUGUUCGAAAUCGCCAGCCGGACAUUUUGUUGUCUCUUGGGACAGGUCUCAGCAGCCAGCCCUUGGCGCAGAGCGCAAAUGUCGAGGCCGAAAUCAAGAAGGCCGAGCGGACUCUCCAGAAGCGCAGCACUUCAGGCUUCACCUACAUGUGGCGGACUGCCUAUGGCAUUUUGGACAGCCAGCUCAACAGCGAGCAGACAUGGCGCGACUUCUCCAACAAGAUGCUGCCCCGCGGUUGGUCGACGGAAGAAGAGCGACGAUACAUGCGAAUCAACGUCCAGCUCAAAGGCGACCGCCCAAACCUCGACCAAGUCACAGAGCUACAGUCGCUCGAAGACCAGGCUGUUCAAAGCAUCUCCCGUAACCCCGAUAUCCGGGAGACAGCACACCGGCUGGUGGCCAGCUCGUUCUAUUAUGAACGACACUCGGGAAUUCACCAGGAAUUAAGCGGGAAUUUUACUACCCGGGGAUACAUACACUGCCGCUUUGACAAGGGCAGCCAGGAUAUCAAGGGCCUCGGCCAAAUCUUACGGAACUGCUACAACGGCGACUUUGAACCCUUCUUCCUGGUGCAGGAGAACUACGGCCUCGCCGACGAGACGUACAAGGAGUUUGCCAUCCCGCCGGCGACGCUCGACGACAUGUGCCGCCGCGGCCUGUUCGACAUGCCUACCGAAGUCACCGUCGAGGCGUCGAUCCACUCCAGCGCCACGCGCAUGGCGCUCUGCCUGCAGGAGCACAGCUACCUGAAGAGCGGCAUCCCGCAGGCCGAGCGCUACCUGUCCAUUAGCGGCUUUCCGCGCGAGAUCUUCAUGCAGGAAGAUAAAAAACCGCUACCGCCCGUGCCCGAGGCCGAGGCCACAGCACCCGCAAGAAAGGCCUCUGCCGACGGAGCCAGCACUUCUGUUCCCACCCUUAGCACUACCACCGGCGGCGCCACCAGUCCCGGAAGCAGUUCCUCUCUCGCCGGUAUUACUGCUGAGCAGCAGCAGCAGCAGCAGCAGCAGGGCGGCGUGCUCUCGCGCCCAGAAUCAACGUCGACUACCUCGUCGGCCGAGAAAGACCAGCCGCUCAAGCAGCGCUCAGGCAUCUUCAGCCUCGGCCGGAACUCGACGCUGUCGGACCUCAGCCUACGCGGCCGCUUCGCCAGCAGCAGGCCCAAGAGCGAUGAGAACAAGCACCACCCCCACCCCUACAGCCACACACGGAACAGCACCGUCACGCUCGUCGCUAGCCCAGAUCCGCUUAGCACGCCCAUGUUCACGGCUCCCCGCGUUGACGAGGAGGACGGAGAGGAGGACGAAGAGGAGGACGAAGAGAGCAAGCAGAGCGGACAUUCAGAGGAGCGGCCGAGUGCGGACGCGACGCCGCUUGAUGACGACUGGUCGAGAGACGAGCCGUGGGCCGUGACGGUCGGGAUCGACGAUGACAACUUUGGCGGCCAGGCUGCCAGGAGGAGGAGCGGUGGCAGUGUAGGCAGGACCAAGGCACAGGCGCUAGGGUUCGGGCUCGCCGUGCUGGAGGUGGACAUUCCUGAUACGGACGGGAGGCUCUUCUAGGGCGGUUGUUUUCAUGUGAGAAUGUUUAGUUAGGUAAUUGCUGCGUUAUAUAUCGUGCGAUGUUCUUCAUCUAUACAUGUAACUAUAUCAUUGCGCUUCGAAUA
Molecule: messenger RNA, 4601 nt
Organism: Lasiosphaeria miniovina
Lineage: Eukaryota; Fungi; Ascomycota; Sordariomycetes; Sordariales; Lasiosphaeriaceae
Exons: 10
Coding region: 184-4497 (1437 amino acids)
Biological process (GO): arachidonate metabolic process
Cellular component (GO): membrane
Source: RefSeq, a predicted model, not a curated record